Messenger RNA from Penicillium nucicola, 297 nucleotides. RefSeq lists its product as uncharacterized. Lineage: Eukaryota; Fungi; Ascomycota; Eurotiomycetes; Eurotiales; Aspergillaceae. The transcript is spliced from 4 exons. The coding region runs from base 1 to 297 and encodes 98 amino acids. The record is from RefSeq and is a predicted model, not a curated record.
AUGUCCUACCAGCAGCAGUACCCUCCUCAGGGCCCUCCUCAGGCCUACUAUCCGCAGCAGCAGGGUUACCCUCCUCAGGGCUACCCUCCCCAGGGCGGUUAUGACCCGAACUACCCUCCCCAGGGAUAUCCUCCUCAAAACAACAUGAACUACGCCCAACCCCAGCAGCAGCAGGAGAAGAAGUCUGGUGGUGGUGGUUGUCUCGGAUGGUGUCUGGCCACCCUGUGCUGUUGCUUUGUCUGUGAGGAGGGCUGCGAGUGCUGCGCUGACUGUGUUGAGUGCUGCGAGAUGUGUUAA